Oryzias latipes (Japanese medaka) is the source of this 848-nucleotide messenger RNA. The record is from RefSeq and is a predicted model, not a curated record. NCBI's taxonomy places the organism in Eukaryota, Metazoa, Chordata, Actinopteri, Beloniformes, Adrianichthyidae.
CAUUUUUUUCAGGCUCCAUGUGAGGCUGAAGCCAGCUGUGCUGCUUUAGUUAAAGAAGGGAAGGUCUUUGCCUGACUUUUGGGAAAAACGUGCUGCUCAGACAUCUCACAGCACAGCGAAGCCAAAAAGCUUCCCAUUCAAGAGUUCCACUUUAAUCGCAUCUUGCAGGACAUGGACCUGACCAAAGAGCAGUUCAUCGAUCUGUGUAUUCUGCUGGGUUGCGACUACUGUGGCACCAUCAAGGGAAUUGGCCCCAAGAGAGCCGUGGACCUGAUCCGACAGCACGGUUGCAUCGAGGAGAUCCUAGAAAACAUCGAUUCAAAGAAACACUCGGCCUCAGAGGACUGGCUGUAUAAAGAGGCCAGGGGUCUGUUUCUGAAGCCGGAGGUGGUGGAUUGUUCCUCGGUGGAGCUGAAGUGGAACGAGCCUGAUGAGGAGGGCCUGGUCCAGUUCAUGUGCAACGAGAAACAGUUCAGUGAGGACAGAAUCCGUAACGGUUGUAAGAAGAUUGUAAAAAGCAGACAGGGCAGCACACAGGGAAGACUGGACUCUUUCUUCACCGUCACUGGAUCCCUGUCCUCCAAACGAAAGGAACCAGAAACAAAAGGACCAGCAAACAAAAAGCAGAAAACAGCAACACCAGGAAAAUUCAAGAAGGCCAAAUAAGCUCAAAGCAGAACUUUGUUCAACUAGUUAAGAUUGUUAGUAUGUCAAACCACGAAAAAGGACUACGGUGCAUAAGUAGAGAUAAGAAAGCUGUGGAGUGAAAACUCAGUCAUCAAGAGUAAAACACAGUCAGGCUAGCUAUGGUUUUUUGAAUGAUGAAAUAAAUAGUUUCUGUAUAGAAA